Molecule: messenger RNA, 769 nt
Organism: Bombyx mandarina (wild silkworm)
Lineage: Eukaryota; Metazoa; Arthropoda; Insecta; Lepidoptera; Bombycidae
Gene: GMF
Product: Glia maturation factor
Biological process (GO): negative regulation of Arp2/3 complex-mediated actin nucleation; actin filament debranching
Cellular component (GO): cortical actin cytoskeleton
Molecular function (GO): Arp2/3 complex binding; actin binding
Source: RefSeq, a predicted model, not a curated record
CGUACGUAGAGUAGAGACGUAAACAAGCGACGGACGUUGUAUAUUUUCUGUGAUUACUAUUCAUUAUUGAUACCAUUAAAUAUUCCGAUAAUGUCAGCACAAAACGUAAACGUCUGUGAUAUUGGUGAUGAUGUAAAGGAAGUCCUGAAAAAGUUUCGUUUCCAGAAACACACUUCCAAUUCUGCUCUUAUUUUAAAGGUGAAUAGAGAAAAACAAGUCCUAGAAGUUGAUGAGGAGCUGGAGAGUGUUGAGCUUGAAGAACUACAGGAUAUUCUGCCGUCCCAUCAGCCGAGAUUCAUAGUUUACAGCUACAAAAUGGAGCACAGUGACGGUCGGACAUCAUUUCCGAUGUGUUUUAUAUUCUACACACCCAGAGACGCACAUAUGGAGCUGCAAGUUAUGUACGCGGGCACACAGAGGGCGCUGGCGGCCACCGUCGGAGCCCCGAGACUGCUCGAAGUCCGGGAGAUAGACGAGCUGACCUCGGAAUGGCUCGAAGAGAAACUGAGAAAAUAAUUACUAAUAAUUAAAACAAAUUAACGCGUGUCAGCCCGCCGACGUGGACAAAGCUCGGCGAAAACUUAGUAUUUAGGUUUUUGACUGAAACAGGGAAGAUUCAUUAGUAAGGCAUUUUGAUAGCUCACAGAAAAUAUUACAAGUUAUUCAUACAUUGGGUAGGUACCACCGCCCUGCCUGUUUUUGCCGUGAAGCAGUAGUGUGUUUCGGUUUGAAGGGCGGGGCAGCCGUUGUAACUAUACUGAGACCUUCG